AUGCACUGCACGAGGAUGGGUGAGACUUGGUAUAUUAUCGAGAGGGGAUCUUGUAUGCGGAGUUACGGUAAAAUACAGCGUUCUGCUUGGCAGGGGUGGCGGAUCCAUAACACUAGCGUCACGUAUCGUAAGAUCGCCAUGACGCGCAUCUCCUCUUCCCCAGAAUACUCCGUACCGAUUCCCGCAUCAGAACCCCCCUCGAGCCAGCCCUUUGCGGCGACUCGGAAAAGAAUCGCCGCCAUGUCGUCGCGACAAGAGCCGUCGAGUCCUUCCCUUCUCUCGCCAGCCGCCUACGACGAGGAUGUCGCUUCGCUGCGAUCGCUUUCGGAGCAGGACUCCGACUCGGAAGACGAUGAGCUUUUGCGGCGCUCCCGGUCGACUCUGGAGCUUGCGGAACAUGAUCGAUCAGUCCUGGAAGAAGAGGAGGAGACGGAAAAGCUGCUUGUCAGAACAGGUCCGGCUGUCGGGCUUCGCCGAAUCUUCAGCCCGACCAGCGGUACUGUCCGCAUAGGCAAAAGGGAGCGGAGGAAACAACGAAGAAGGUCGGAGCGGGAAAAGGGUCGCGGCAAGCCCUACCAGGAAGGGGAUUUGAUGUUUGAGAUGGAAGAGGGGUUUCGUGGAGAUGACAGCACCCAGAGCAGUACGCGGGCGUCUUCGUUGGAGCUUGACCGUUUGGCAUUGGAUGGGUGGGGAUAUAAGUCAAAAUGGGCGAUCUGUACUCGGUAUACGCUGAUUUUCUCCGCGAUUGUCGUUCUCUUCCUCAUCAUCGUUUUGGGUGCAUAUAAAGCGUCUGGCGAUUUCCGGUCCUCUCGCGUCCAGAAACCCCUCCUGUCCAACGGCACGGCUCUCUUUGCGCCAACGACCAUAUUGAUUUCGCUGGACGGAUUCCGCGCUGAUUUCCUGAAUCGGGGGCUUACACCGACUCUUAACUCGCUCAUCGCGGAAGGCGUCUCACCAAGAUACAUGCUUCCCAGCUUCCCUAGUGUCACAUUUCCGAAUCACUUCACCCUUGUCACUGGCCUCUAUCCGGAAAGUCAUGGGAUUGUCGGUAACAGUUUCUGGGAUCCUACAUUUCAAGAAGAGUUUGUUGUCGAACCGCAUGUUGUCUCGCAGCCGAAGUGGUGGAAGGCUGAGCCGGUCUGGGUUACAGCUGAGAAGCAGGGCGUUCGCACCGCGAUACACAUGUGGCCUGGGUCGGAAGCACACAUUGGUGGUAUUGACCCGUCCUUUUACGAUAAAUUUAAUGGCUCAGAAACAUUGUCACGGAAAGUCGAUCGGAUCUUGCAAUUUCUAGACCUGCCUGGCGAGGAGAGCGACUUCGAGGAUGAGAAGAAACGACCGCAGUUGAUAGCUGCCUAUGUGCCGGACGUGGACGCUGCCGGUCACAAGUAUGGCCCCAACAGUACCGAAAUACGAAGCACCAUCGCCAGCGCGGAUGAUAUGCUUGCUAGCCUCCUCGAUGGACUGCAGGCGCGGAAUCUGACCGAUAUCGUCAACAUUGUCGUCGUGUCUGAUCACGGAAUGGCCACGACGUCUACCAGGAGACUGGUUCAACUGGAAGACUUGGUUGACCUGGACUUGGUCGAGCAUAUUGACGGAUGGCCACUGCGAGGGCUGCGUCCGAAACGGCCAGAGGAUCUGCAGAUCCUCCAGAGUCAGCUUGCCGAAAGAGCCAAGAAUUUCUCCGAUGGCAUCGAAGUGUAUACUCGGCAGACGAUGCCCGAGCGCUACCAUUUUUCGAAGAGCGAACGCAUAGCCCCGUUGUGGGUGAUUCCCAAGACGGGUUGGGCGGUGGUUGAACGACCUGAAUUCGAUGCCAAGGAGGCUCUCAAGACGGGUAGAGUCUACACUCCGCGGGGCAUCCACGGAUACGAUAACGAACACCCGCUCAUGCGAGCUAUAUUCAUCGCGCGGGGGCCUGCUUUUCCUCACCAGCCCAACAGCCGGUUGGAGGUUUUCCAGAAUAUCGAAGUCUACAAUAUUAUCUGCGACUCCAUUGGGGUGAAGCCGCUUCCGAGCAAUGGGACCCUCCGUCUUCCUUUGCAGCCAGUCGGCUUGCACGACAACGAAGACGCCCCUGUUCUCGACAGCCCAGCAGAUCCUCCUACGAGUGGAGUGGGUCCAGAGCGUCCGGGUCCUAUAACACCUGAUCCCUCGUCUACGAUGCCUCAGUCUCCUGGCUCGUCGGACAACAGUCCGGAAGACGCUGACGCGAAGCCUACUUCAUGGUGGAGUCAGGCGAAGGAGACUUGGGAGUCAUUCAAGGAGUGGGUCAGUGAAUUAAUCCAAGCGAAGAAAGACAACCGACCACCAUCGUGA
Molecule: messenger RNA, 2319 nt
Organism: Rasamsonia emersonii CBS 393.64
Lineage: Eukaryota; Fungi; Ascomycota; Eurotiomycetes; Eurotiales; Trichocomaceae
Product: Phosphodiesterase I
Exons: 4
Coding region: 1-2319 (772 amino acids)
Biological process (GO): nucleoside triphosphate metabolic process
Molecular function (GO): ribonucleoside triphosphate phosphatase activity; nucleoside triphosphate diphosphatase activity
Source: RefSeq, a predicted model, not a curated record